This is a messenger RNA of Priapulus caudatus, 2378 nucleotides long. RefSeq names its product ankyrin-1-like. Gene Ontology annotation, molecular function: protein binding. The record is from RefSeq and is a predicted model, not a curated record. Lineage: Eukaryota; Metazoa; Priapulida; Priapulimorpha; Priapulimorphida; Priapulidae. Gene Ontology annotation, cellular component: nucleus; cytoplasm. The transcript is spliced from 5 exons. Bases 148 to 2178 code for a protein of 676 amino acids.
GUGUUCUGUUGUACCCAGUGCAGUGACCCCCUAGCACUUGCAUGCCUAUGGCACGCGGGCCUUCCUGCACCAGCCAAGGUAGGUGAACUGCACUGGACCCUCACACAACGGAAAGAAGCACAGUGCGUGCCUACAGAUAGGAGAAGAAUGUCAGACCUGCAUGCUGCCUGUUCACGUGGGGACGUUGAGAAAGUGUUAGAACUUCUGCGAGGUGGAACGAAAACAUCGUGCGUGAACGUACGCAUGGAGACGCCUCUCCAUGUCGCAUGCGCACUUUCGCGGGGCAGAACGGAAGAGAAGAUGGAGAUUGUGAAACAGUUGCUGCUGCAUGACGCGCCCCUGCAAGAGGAGGAUGCGCGCGGGCAAACGCCUCUCAUGCUCGCCUGCGAAACAGCCAGCGUGGAUGUUGUAGUCGUGCUGCUAGACAAUGGAGCCAACGUUCGCAAGCGUUACCGUGACGGCAGAACGAUGCUGCACGCAGCCGUGGCCGGCGGGAACGCGCGGGUCCUGGAUCUGCUUCUCGCGCGCGACUCGAUUGAUAUCAACGCGAGAGACAGCAUCGGGUCGACGCCGCUGAUGCCGACGGCUUGCUAUUCCCGGCUGGACAUCGUUCGCCUGUGCAUGCAACUGGAGGCCAGCAUGGCCAACUUGGCCAUGACGAAGACCGGGGAGACGCCGCUGAUGAUGGCGCUGGAGGCCGGUGCAGAUCCAAACGUCGCCGAGGCGAAGAGCGGAGAGACGCCGCUGAUGAUGGCGGUGAGGGAGGGCAAGGAGGCGGCGGUGCAGAUGCUGCUCUCACACGGCGCCGACGCCAACGCCGCAAACUUGUACAGACAUACCUCCCUGUACCGCGCGGCUUGCUCUGGCCGGCUGUACAUCAUGCACCUGCUACUGGAGGCCGGCGCCGACCCCAACGUCGACGAGACGAAGAGCAGAGUGAGGCUGCUGGUGAUGGCGGUGAGGGAGGGCGAGGAGGCAAUGGUGCGGAUGCUGCUCUCACACGGCGCAGACGCCAAUGCCGCAGACUCGUACAGACAGACCUCCCUGCUCAUCGUGGCUCGCUCUGGCCAGCUGGACAUCAUGCGCAUGCUACUAGAGGCCGGCGCAGACCCCAACGUCGCCGAGACGAAGAGCGGAGUGACGCCGCUGAUGAUGGCAUCAAGGAACGGCAAGGAGGCGAUGGCGCGGAUGCUGCUCUCACACGGCGCCGACGCCAACGCCGCAGAAUCGCACGGAUUGACCUCCCUGCACAUCGCGGUUCGCUCUGGCCAGCUGGACAUCAUGCGCCUGCUACUGGAGGCCGCAGCCAAGCCCAACGUCGCCGAUACGAUGAGCGGGACGACGCCGCUGCUGAUGGCGGUGAGUAAUGGCGAGGAGGCGAUGGUGCGGAUGCUGCUCUCACAUGGCGCCGACGCCAACGCCGCGGGCUUGUACGGACAGACCUCCCUGCACCAAGCGGCUUGCUCUGGCCAGCUGGACACCGUGCGCAUGCUACUGGAGGCCGGUGCUGACCCCAGCGUUGCCGCGACGGAAAAAAUGGGAAGUUUCACCGCGUUGCACUACUCCUGUGAUCGACUUCAAACCGAGAUGAUUGCUCUCCUCUUGAAACACGGAGCUGACCCGAACCUCGUCGAUUGUAACAAGAUGAUGCCACUGGCUAUAAUAGGCAGCGAGGCGGAGGUGAGAAGCCUGGGUGAGCGAGUAGCACUCGCAGCACCAGCAGAACAAGCGGGGUCAGUGGUACAAGCGGCGUCAGCUCUCCUACAGACGUGCGAGUCCGCCGGCGUACUUCUACAGGUUAACACACGCGACAGCGUGGGCGACACCCCACUGCACAGCUUCUGUAGGGCGAUGCUCGCAUGCAAAGAUGAUGUUUACGUGCGAGAGAGGGAUGGGUGGGUGCAGAUAGUGCACGCGCUGCUGUUCAACCACGGCGCACACGUCGACGUGGUGAACGCACGGGGAGAGACACCGUACGAACUCUGGCGCCGGAUUUACCUGACGCGUUUCCACUGCAACAUGCAGUCGAGCGACGAGAUACAUGGCAGAAUGAGCGCGCAGUAUCAUUCGCUGGAGUGCCACUGCGCGCGCGUUAUCGUCAGACACAGCGUUGCAUACGAGAACAGGCUGCCUCCGAGUCUCAUAGAAUUUGUCAGGGCACACGCUAGACCAACGUAGGCGACACUAAGCACGUUAACCGAGGAAGCCCAUGUAGGAUCGGAGAUGCGAUAACCCAGAAGAUAUUAUUAAUACUUGGUAGAAAUUCUAUGUUCUAAUUGUUGCACUUAAUUGUUGGCAGACGUGUUUCAUUGCAAUGUAAAAUCGAGUAUAUGUAGUAACACUAUUCAGUUUAUAUAGAAAUGUGUAGAUUAUCGGUA